UCUUCCCCAGCAGGUAAUCAAGAAGAGAUUUCGAACUGGAAAAAGUAGAGUAUGCAGAACACAAGGAUACAUUACAGGCAAAGAGGAUGUCAAUAAGAGAACUCCGGACACUGAGAAUAACAAGCAAUGUUAAAAAGGAAAAUCAAUGAAGCCAGAAAUCAAAACAUUUCCAUUUCCUUCAGAAACCCACAAAAUUCUCCUUCUUCCCCAGCAGGUAAUCAAGAAGAGAUUUAGAACUGGAAAAAGUAGAGUAUGCAGAACACAAGGAUACAUUACAGGCAAAGCGGAUGCCAAUAAGAGAACUCCGGACAACUGAGAAUAACAAGGAACGUUAAAAAGGAAAAUCAAUCAAGCCCGAAAUCAAAACAUUUCCGUUUCCUUCAGAAACCCACAAAAUUCUCCUUCUUCCCCAGCAGGUAAUCAAGAAGAUAUUUUGAACUGGAAAAUUAGAGUAUGCAGAACACAAGGAUACAUUACAGGCAGUCCUUGACUUACAACACUUCAUUUAGUAACUAUUCGAAGUGACAGUGGCACUGAAAAACCUGACUUAAGACCAUUUUUCACACUUACGACUAUUGCUGCAGCCCCAUGGUCACGUGAUCUAUAUUUAAAUUCCUGGCACCUAUCUCACAUUUAUGAUGUUUGCCCUAUUCUAGGGUCACGUGAUCCCCUUUUUCAGGUUCACAGAUGUGGCUAUUGUGAGCAAAAUGUGUAUUUCAAAUCAUAACUGAGUGUUCAAGAAAUGAUCCACAUUGGAAAAAAAACAAUAUUAAUGUGGCCAAGCUUUAGUCAGAACUCCUCCUUGUGGUUGGUCAUGGAAGGACCCACAUAGGGGAGGAGCCCUACAUGUGCUCCCAAUGAAGUGAGCUUGGCAACUUGGUGAUACAUUAGAGAACACACCAGGGAGAAUCCUGAUUGUGAGAAAAGUUUCAAUCUGAAACACCAGCCUGGUAAUAUAUUAGAGGAUGCACACAAAAAAGAAAUCAUAUGAAUGUCCAGAUUGCGGGAAAGGUUUCAGUCAGAAUUCCGACCUAGUGAUACACCAGAGGACUCACACAGGAGAGAAACCCUUUGAAUGUCCUGACUGUGGGAAAAGUUUCAGUCAGAAUUCCGACCUAGUGAUACACCAGAGGACUCACACAGGAGAGAAACCCUUUGAAUGUCCUGACUGUGGGAAAUGUUUCAGUCACAAGUCCACCCUGUUGAGACACCAGAGGACUCACACAGGAGAGAAACCCUUUGAAUGUCCUGACUGUGGGAAAGCUUUCAGUCAGUAUUCCGACCUAGUGAUACACCAGAGGACUCACACAGGAGAGAAACCCUUUGAAUGUCCUGACUGUGGGAAAGGUUUCAGUCAGAAUUCCUACCUAGUGAUACACCAGAGGACACACACAGGAGAGAAACCCUUUGAAUGUCCUGACUGUGGGAAAGGUUUCAGCAAGAAUUCCCACCUAGAUAUACACCAGAGGACUCACACAGGAGAGAAACCCUUUGAAUGUCCUGACUGUGGGAAAGGUUUCAGUCAGAAUUCCCACCUAGUGAAACACCAGAGGACUCACACAGGAGAGAAACCCUUUGAAUGUCCUGACUGUGGGAAAAGUUUCAGCAAGAAUUCCCACCUAGUGAUACACCAGAGGACACACACAGGAGAGAAACCCUUUGAAUGUCCUGACUGUGGGAAAGCUUUCAGUCAGAAUUCCUACCUAGUGAUACACCAGAGGACCCACACAGGAGAGAAACCCUUUGAAUGUCCUGACUGUGGGAAAGCUUUCAGUCAGAAUUCUCACCUGAAGACACACCAGAGGACUCACACAGGAGAGAAACCUUUCAAAUGUCCUUACUGUGGGAAAUGUUUCAGUCAGAAUUCCGACCUUGUGACACACCAGAGGACUCACACAGGAGAGAAACCUUUUGAAUGUCCUCACUGUGGGACAAGUUUCAGUAGCAGGUCCAACCUGGUGACACACCAGAGGACUCACACAGGAGAGAAACCCUUUGAAUGUCCUGUUUGUGGAAAAAGUUUCAGUCACAAUUCCCACCUGGUGGUACAUCAGAGGACUCACACGGGAGAGAAACCCUUUGAAUGUCCUGACUGUGGGAAAUGUUUCAGUCACAAGUCCAGCCUGUUGAUCCACCAGAAGACUCACACAGGAGAGAAACUGUAGGAGUGUCCGAUUUGUGGGACAA
This is a messenger RNA of Thamnophis elegans (Western terrestrial garter snake), 2187 nucleotides long. RefSeq names its product zinc finger protein 182-like. Gene Ontology annotation, biological process: regulation of transcription by RNA polymerase II. The transcript is spliced from 5 exons. NCBI's taxonomy places the organism in Eukaryota, Metazoa, Chordata, Lepidosauria, Squamata, Natricidae. Gene Ontology annotation, molecular function: DNA-binding transcription factor activity; RNA polymerase II cis-regulatory region sequence-specific DNA binding. The record is from RefSeq and is a predicted model, not a curated record. Bases 966 to 2165 code for a protein of 399 amino acids.